UGUGUGUGUGUGUGUGUGUGUGUGUGUGUGUGUGUGUGAUAGAGCGUCAUUCUCCUCCUUUCUUCCUUUCACUGAACGCUCAUCACUUGUGAGCAGCGGCGCCCUGAAACACCCCGAAGUUUCUACUACUUCUCCGGCUUAAUCCAGCUCCACUCUCCGGCUAAAUCCCCUUCCCUUUCUCCCGGUUUUUAUUCCUCCCUUCAUCCUCCACUUUCCGGAGGAUUCAGCCGGGGUGUGCUGCCUGCUAACACUGGGCGUAGCUGGGUAGGAUUGUGUGCUAGCUCGCCUCUGCACCGACUGACCAGACCUCGUUGUCUCCAGAAAUCCUGCAUACCCUUGGCCAUCCUGCGAGAUUUACGUCGGCCCUGCCUUGCAGAGACGGACCACCGACAACAGAGGGGAGAUGAAGCCGGAUGGGGUUGCCACGGCAACGCAAGAGCCAAUGGAAACACUGGAAUCCAACCCGGUGAAUGAGGCAGAUGGACUGGAGGGCAACCAGGCCGCCAGCCCGGUGACGGAGGAGGUGUCACAGCCCACCAUAGAAGAGACGGGGGACGCAAAGCCAAACCAGGCUAAGGAGACCCCCGCUAAGACUAACAACAAGACUACAGGAGACCCCAAAGCCAAGACUACCAACAAGGCCCCGUCCAACAAGACAAAACCCGGCACCACGGCCCCAAGUAAGACCUCAACCGGGUCCAAGACCAACACAACUCAGAGCCGCCUCUCAAACGGCACGACUAAGCCCCAGACUAACGGCGUGGCGAAGAAACCCGCCCCCGCCGCAGUUAAAAAGAACACCCCCACAACAGCCGCUGUCAAAAAACCAACAGGCACGACCCCGUCCCCGGCCCUGAAGAGCAAAGUGGGUGAGAAGAAACCCACGGGGGCGUCUCCCGCCACCAACGGAGUGAAGUCGAUGACCGGAACAACCGCGGCCAAGAGGCCAGCGCCCGCUCCCGCUAACGGUGUCAAAACCAGCAGCAUCACCGCGGCCCCCGCUAAGAAGCCUCUAGCUCCUAAGACUGCCUGUGCAACUCCCACCAAGCCCCCUGUUUCCAAGACAACAAGGUGGCUCGGCACUGAAGGAGCCUUUGUGUGA
Molecule: messenger RNA, 1102 nt
Organism: Notothenia coriiceps (black rockcod)
Lineage: Eukaryota; Metazoa; Chordata; Actinopteri; Perciformes; Nototheniidae
Product: mucin-7-like
Exons: 4
Coding region: 404-1102 (232 amino acids)
Source: RefSeq, a predicted model, not a curated record